AUGGGGAAAUACUUGACUUCACUGCUCGUGAUGCUACUGCAGCUCCUCUGCGGCUGCACAGGGAACCAAAGGACGGAGAAGGAAUUGGCCCUGCAGUUCACUCACUCUAUUUACAAUGCCACUAUAUACGAGAACUCUGCUGCUAAGACCUACUUGGAGAGUCAUGCCAAGAUGGGCAUCUACAUCACAGACCCCACCUGGGAGAUACGGUACAAAAUAGUGUCAGGAGACAAUGAGAACCUUUUCAAAGCAGAGGACUACGUGCUGGGAGACUUUAGUUUCCUGAGGAUAAGGACCAAAGGAGGCAGCACUGCCAUUCUGAACCGGGAGGUCAAAGACCACUACUUUCUCACUGUCAAAGCUGUGGAGAGGGUCACCAACGUGGAGGCUCGCACCCGAGUCAAGGUCCAGGUCCAGGACACCAACGACCUGAGGCCUCUGUUCUCGCCCACCUCCUACAGCAUCUCGCUGCUCGAGAACACGGCCAUACGGACCAGCGUGGCCAAGGUCACGGCCACGGACGCCGACAUCGGGACGAACGGGGAGUACUACUAUAGCUUCCGGGAGUGGACAGAUAUGUUUGCUGUCCACCCCACGAGCGGGGUGGUGACGCUGACGGGAAAGCUGGAUUACUCUGAGACCAAGUUGUAUGACCUGGAGAUCCUGGCGGUGGACCGAGGCAUGAAGCUCUACGGGAGCAGCGGCUUCAGUAGCAUGGCCAAGCUGACGGUGAGGGUGGAGCAAGCCAAUGAGCACGCGCCUGUCAUCACUGCCGUCACCCUGGCACCCUCGGGCGCUGACCGCGACCCCACCUACGCCAUAGUGACCGUCGAGGACAACGACCAGGGACCAAACGGGGAGAUCGCGUCGUUGAGCGUGGUGGCGGGCGACCCCCUCCAGCAGUUUAAAGCCAUGAGAACUAGUCCUGGGAGCAAGGAGUACAAAAUCAAAGCGGUCAAGGAUGUAGACUGGGACACCCAGCCUUUCGGAUACAACCUCACGUUACAGGCCAAGGACAAAGGAAGCACCCCACAGUUUUCCUCAGCGAAAGUGGUACAUGUGACAUCCCCUCAGUUUAAAAUGGGCCCCCCUAAAUUCGAAUAUGCUGUUUAUAGGGUCAAUCUCAGUGAGUUUGCCCCUCUCCAUACACCUGUUGCUAUGGUAACUGCAUUGCCGAAGUAUCCACAGUUGAAGUAUGCUUUCAGAUAUAAGACAGAGAAGAAUCGUUUUGCUAUUAAUCCAGACACUGGCUUAAUCACCACAACUGGACCCAUCUAUGCGGAUUAUGCCCCUAAAUUUGAACUAGAAGUUAUUACCAGUGACAAAAAGGCAGCGACUAAGGUUAUCAUUGACAUUAUGGAUAUUAACAAUAAUGCCCCUGAGUUCCAACAGACCUCUUACAAGGCCACCAUUGAUGAGAAUGUACCUGUAGGGACCAACGUGUUAGCAGUGAAAGCCACUGAUCUAGACAGUGGCGAGAAUGGGUAUGUGACUUACAGCAUUGCCAACGUGAGCCCACAGCCGUUUGUCAUCGACUACUUCUCUGGUGUCAUCAGCACCUCAGAGGAGCUGGAUUAUGAACUGAUGCCAAGGAUUUACAAUCUCAAAAUCAGGGCUUCAGACUGGGGUUCCCCUUUCCGACGGGAGGUGGAGGCAUCAGUUACUAUCACACUGAAUAACCUGAAUGACAAUAAGCCUCUAUUCGAAAAUAUCGACUGUGAAGUCACGGUGCCAAGAGACCAUGGCGUGGGAGAGCAGAUAACGACGGUGUCUGCUAUUGACGCUGACGAAUUGCAGCUAGUGCGGUACGACAUAAAAGCUGGGAAUGAUCUUGAUCUCUUUGAAUUGAACUCCAACUCGGGUGUGCUUUCUUUGAAACGAACACUGAGCGAGGGGGAGGCAGCUAAAGUGUCCUUCCAUAGCUUACAGAUCAGAGCCAGUGAUGGAGAGCAUGAGACUGAACCAAUGAUUAUGAACAUCACUGUCAUCACAGCUCGCAAGCCUGUCCAAUUGAAGUGCGUCGACACUGGGGUUGCUACGAUGUUGGCAGAAAAGCUGCUUCAUGGCACUAAGAUCCACACCCCAACUGAGCCUGACGAUAACUUAAUGGACAUCCAUUCGGUUAACCGCUACUCCCCUCAGUUUGCAGAGUCCUUCCCCAGUGUCAUUGAGGUCAAAGAGGACCUUCCGGUUGGGGCAAGGGUAGUCCAUCUAAGCGCAUCCGACACAGACAGUGGUUUUAACGGAAAACUGGUGUACGUUAUUUCAGGAGGAGAUACAGAGAGUCGUUUCAUUGUAGAUAUGAACACCGGUUGGCUUUUGGUUUACGCACCACUGGACAGGGAAACGACAGACCACUACACACUGAAUGUCACAGUCUACGAUCUGGGAAUACCGCAGAAGUCCUCCUCGCGUCUUUUAGACGUUAAGAUCUUGGAUGCUAACGAUAACAGUCCGCAGUUCCUGCAAGACUCAUAUUCGGUGGAAAUAAGUGAAAACACACCAGUGGGCACUGAAAUCGUCCAGGUGGAUUCCACAGAUAAGGACCAGGGAGAUAACGGAGUAGUCAGGUAUUCGAUUGUGGCCGACACUGACCAGUUUGCCAUUGACGAGCUGACUGGAAUAGUGACGGUGAAAAAGCCGCUGGAUCGCGAGGUGCACCCGGUUUACAUUCUGAAGAUCGCUGCACGUGACCAGGCCAUUAAUGAACCUCAACUCGUGUCUACAGUGUUGCUAAAGGUCGUUCUCGAGGACGUCAAUGACAAUCCUCCCAAAUUCAUCCCGUCAAAUUACCGCGUGAAAGUGAGGGAGGACCUCCCGAUCGGCACUGUGAUUAUGUGGCUGGAGGCUCACGACCCGGAUGUCGGGCUGUCCAGUCAGGUACGGUACAGCCUCAUCGAUAACGGGGACGGCAACUUCGAGGUGGACAAACUCAGCGGCGCGGUCCGCAUCCUGCAGAAUCUGGAUUACGAGAAAAAGCAGGUGUACAAUCUCACGGCGAAAGCCAAGGACAAAGGGAAGCCCAUGUCCUUAUCGUCGACAUGCUUUAUUGAGGUGGAUGUAGUGGACGUAAAUGAGAAUCUGUAUCGCCCGUGGUUCCCCUCGUUUGUGGAUAAGGGAUUUAUAAAAGAGGACGCCCUCAUUGGGACAUCCGUAAUGAAAGUAACGGCUCAGGACGAAGACAAAGGAAGAGACGGAGAAAUACGGUACUCCAUACGGGAUGGCUCUGGCCUAGGGAUAUUCACCAUUGAUGAAGAGACUGGUGAGUUUCUCACUUUUCUUUUCCUCUAUGUCAUUACCAUAUUGCCUCUAUGUGAAGGCCCAUUUUGUUUAUCAUUUAUUAUUUAAGGUACCAAAUGGGCAUGCAUGAAUUUUAAAUGACUGGGAUGCGAGAAGGGGUGUAAUCCCCUGUAUCUGUGCAGAUUGUGUUUGUCUGCCCAUGUCCUUCCUCCCCCCCUGAAAUAUCAGUGGUGGGGGCAAAUGGUGAAUGGCGGUGAGGGUUGCUUCCUGGAGAACCGCUAAGCUUCCUGAUUCCUUUCAUUUUUCUGUCUGAGGGAAGAGAAUUGAUGGCAGGAACAGCUGGAGCAGCUGUCUUCUAGACCUGCAGUAGACAUUCCAAACUAGUUGCUGUGGAAUUAUGAGGAUUGCUGAGUGAUUUUACCCACUGACUCCCCAUUUCCCACACGGCACUGUUGUGCUGAACACUGCAUUUUGUUUCAGUGUUGAAAAACUGGUCAUAUGCAAAUGGUAUAAUGCUUCAUGCUAGCUCAUCCCACAUGAGAUGGCACUUGUUUGUAUAAUGAGAGAGUUGUUUUUCUGUGAUUGUCAAAUCUACUUUAGUAUUGCAAAUCUAUAUUUUUGUGUGUGUGGCGAAAUGCACUUGCUGGCGUCUUUGUGGUCUUACAAAGAAAGUAUUAAUACUUUUUUUUCAGCUGCUCACAGACGUUAAAUCACCUGUGCCAAGGAUUUAAAAAUAAGCAGUCUGGAAUUCAAACGGUUUUGCCACAAAAAGCUACUGGUCACCCCAUUUUGGGUGUGUCAGACCUGGCUUGCUGCCCUUCAUUUUAAACAUAGUUACCAUACUCUGGGUGGCUUAAUGUCAGUUUUUCCCUUUUAAAAUGUAUUUGUGCAUGGCAGUAUACAUAUUUAAUGUACAAAUGGGCUGGUGAAACUUGAUGCAUAAAACAUCAGGUUUUUAGCAUAUAUGUAGUCUAUCCCUAAGUGUGGAAGUUCAAUGCAAAGUCUCUGGAAAUGUAAUUUACAGAUUUUAAAGUAACUAAAUGAGAAAUUGACGAGUGCAUGUUAAUUUAGAUUCAGGUGGAGGCAUACACUUUAUUAAGCUGAGUAAUUAGCUGGGCCUUUCGUGAACCUGUGGGGAAAUCACACUUUCUUUGCUGUUAAAUUUAGCAUGACGGGAUGAGCCGGCACGAAGCAUUGCUCCUUAAGGACCAUCUGUCAGCUAUUGUGCCUGUCCAGUGAUUGUUCUCUCUGGGGUAGUUGUUGGAUUGUUGCUUGUAGAUUAUUCUACCUCUUUUGUUCAAAGAUACUGAGGAAAAUGUAAAUAGAGUGAACUGGAGCGAGCCUUUGAUUCUUGAAAUGCGAUUUGAAACUCGUCUGAGAUUGGUUUAAAAUGGCUUCGGUCCCACUCAUCAAAGUUUGUAGAAACUUUCUCACACACAAUGCACUCUUUAGGGAGUUGACAUUUGAAAUGCGGUGCCUUAUAUUUAGGCAACAGAGAUUUCUGCUCUGGGCUUUGUUAGUUGAGACUCGGCCCUUGGCUUGGGGCUGUGGAUCUUAGGCCGAAUCUCUGAAGUGUUCUUGUUUCCGUAAAUGACACCCACUUCUUGUUUGAAAUCCCACUCCUGAAUGUAUAGGAUGCAGGUCACUGGGAGCUCCUGACCUGCUCUUCCUCCCCUGCCCGCAACCUCCAUGGCCUUCAAAGUGAUUUAUCAGGAGUGGCAAUGAUAGGAUUGUCCUGCUAUUCAGCCCCGUUGUUAGGGAUCACAGCCAGAGCUGGUAGCAAACCAAAUAUGCCGAAGGCAACGGUGUGCCUCCUAGAAAUUCAUGCAUUGACUGAAGGAGGUUUGGGGGGGGGGUUAGUUUGGGUCUGAGCAGAGGGGGUGUGAGGUCACCACAUGAGGAUUAUGCGCUACGAGAAAUCAAUGUAAAACAAAGGGUGCACCCCAGCAUCGCUUUCACCCAGUCAUGCAGCUGCAGCUAGUGCUUUCUGACCAGUAGAAAAACAAGGGUGGAGAAGAGAAGAAAACAAAUGAAAAGUGCUAAAAUCAAAGGGUACAUGCCAGAAGCCACACACACCUUAAGCUCUGGAAAAGUUUUUAUGAGGGGGCUAGUAAGGAAAGGCUGGCUAACAUCUGUGGCUGGUUAAGUUAAAUGCCUUUUGGAAUCUCAUGUUCUCUGUAUGCAUGCUUUAUUUAUUCACUUUAUCCUCUUGAACCCCUGGGUUUGAGAAUGGAGGGGUAGUGAUGAGGAAUGCGUAAUUGAAAAGGUCUUUAGUGCCCACUUGACUCCCUUACCUCUCAUCUUACCGCCAAGAAGAUACCAUUUUGGCCCUCAGUUUUUCUCCUUAAGCCUAAAUCUUGAACUUUAUAGUUAGAUACUAGCUUAAUUUAGUUCAGUGAACAGAGGCAGAAAUUAAUUUAUGUAACUUCAGAUUUCAAUAUAUUUUUUUACCCGUUUCAGGGUUUGCCUUUGAUAACAGCAGUAAUUCAGCAAUUUUUAGGCCAAAAUAAGAUUAGCAAAACCCAGAAAGUUGUUACUUCUAAGAUAGUAAUCAGCAUGUUUUCCCCCUAUCCAGCUCUUAUUGUCCGACUGCAGACGGCUAUAUCUGGCAAACGUCUGGCCCGGGCCCCUCCGGAUCUCUGGCCCUUGUAUUUACAUCUGCACAUCACACAAACAUGUUUAGAGCUGGGGGCUAUGUGGAGCCCUGGUGAGAUUUUGUGUGCAGUCCAGGCUAAUUCUGUCCUCGUGUGUGCUCAGACACUGCUAAUGGGGGCCUGACACACUUAAGGCCAGCUAGGUAUGCCGCUAACCUGAUUGAUGUUUCCAGGGCCAUGCAUGGAAUCUAGUUCCUUGAUUUAAUAAACCUUUAGUUGGAAAAAGGAACAAAGAACUGGAGCUUGAGGUCAUGAUACAGAGAGAAGAACAACAAGAUGGAGUCCUUUCACAAAGUAGGCUAGUUAAGGCUGCUAGCGAGAGGGUGGUUGUUGUGGUUCGGUGUAGAAGUUAGGGCUGGGAAUUGCCAGAGACCUCACAAUAUUAUAUUAUCACAAUACUUAGGUAACGAUACGGUGUAUAUUGUAUUUCUCGUGAUUCUAUAUGUAUUACGAAUCUAUACUGUGAUUUUAUUGCGAUUCGAUGUUCCAAACGUAUUGCUCACCAUAUGUCUGCUGCAGAGGGGCAAGAGAGAGCCAUGAGGAAAUGAGUUUUGAUCAGUCAUGGAAAUAAAAGUGCUGAAAACAAAUUGGCUCCCUAUUUUAAAAAGAUGGAGAACAAGCUUUGAAGGAAAAAUACUGGAGUUUUGGUGCAGGUACAGCCAACGAGCUCAAAAACUAUAUUGCGAUAUUGUCGAUACGAUAUAUCAUAAAAUAAUAAUAUCCCAAUAUGUAACUGUAUACAUUUCCCCCCCCCCCAUCACUAGUAGAAGUUGUUGUGGGGUGGUCGAGGUGGUGAGUGGUAUUCAUUUGGGACAAAGCCACUGAACAUUCCAUUCUCUCUGUGCAUCUAAAUUGAGAUCAACUCUUAAUGGUCUUCACUCUGCAGUGCACUAUAAAUGCUUUUCACCGACGUUCCUAUAAAAAAGCCAGUAAUGCAGCUGUUGUUGCUUAGGGAAGAGGAGGGGUGGAGGAUGUUAUUUGUCAUGGGCUGUGCUUGAUUAGUUGCGAGGUAGGAUAUAGGCCUAGUCCCUAUAAGUCCCCUACUGGUACAUUGUUGUCAAUGGAGACCGUUCUCCAAGUAGAUCAAUUAGACUUGGUGCUUGCACGAAAGGAUUGACUACCGUUUAUGAGGUCAGGGAAGGGUCCUCUGUGAUCAAUUAAGCAUGUCUUUCUGUUAGAACUCCUAAUAGCUUUGACGAAAAGAGCUAGUUCGACCAGACUCUCUCUCUCUCAUUGUGUCUCUCCUCCAGGAACUGCUAGUUUUGAUGCUGUUUUGGCAGCACUAUUGAAGUCAUGUCUUUAAGUUCGUUAGCCUACUUUGUGAACUGAGGUGAACAACCAAGAUGUGAUAUGCAAUUUGCACGGAUUCACUUAACUGGUUAGGUAAGGUUAAAAAGGAAGAACAGGGGAAAAAAGAGGUGAAAAUGCAUAUUGAUUAAAGUCUCCAGGCUUAAAAUAUACUAGUAGUAAAGGUGAACAAAGGUGUAGGCCUUCAUGCGGUGUGUUUGCAUUUAUGUCGGAAAAACUGAAGGAAUCUCAAACAGCCCCAGUGGAAUCGCCUCUUCCGUCCAGAUGCUCAUUGGAUAAUGUAUGCAUUGCCCUUUGCUCAUUGGAUAAUGUAUGCGUUGCCCUUUCGCUUCAAGUUGGAGGCAGCCGGUGUGCUGAAAGAGCUCUUUGUGGAGGCAAAUGAAAUAGUUUGACGUGUAAUGACAAAGUUCUGUGAGCUUGUGUUUUCCCCUCUUCAAAUUGGGCCUUCCUCCCCCCUCUCUUCCCCCAAAUCCCCCCCCCCCCCCCCAUUGCCCUUCCUGUCGAGAGCGAGGUAGGGCCGACCCUCAGUGAUGCCAGAUAAGGGAGGUAUGUGCUGAAUGGUUUUGUCUUUUCAUGUUUGGCUGCCUUCACUAUCCCAGGGUGAGGCGAUAGCCGUGUCUGCUCCACCAAAGCUUCAUGGGAGAUUGAUUGAACCCAAGCACCCGUGGCCGGUCCCUUCUAUUUUUUGAUUCUAUAUGCAGAAGCUCAAGCCAGAAGUGUGACUUCUUCAGCACACUCAAAAGAGCCACAUGACUUGUAAUGGUCUUUGCUUGAGCGCUGUUGCUGGGGCGACGGGACCAGGAAUGUGCAGUAGGCCAAAGUUGAUUGUAGGGUGCUAAAUGAAAAGCACACUUUCCCCAGUUAAAGUUUGUUGCUUCUCUCAGCCCAUUAAUUCUUUUUUAGAAACCUGUAAAGGUGCCGCGUGCAGAUGGCGUGCUCGAUUGCGAGUUAACUGUUGUCAUGCUAAUCUAGGCAAUUGAGACCCGCAGCUAAUAAUGGUUGGUGACAUUUUGUUUUAUUUUUAUGUAAACUACUGUAAUUUAAGGCUCUACACAAGUUGCUAAUGGUAGCACAGAGAUUCUGCAGACACAUACAAAACUGCAAUAACUACAUGUUUGUCACACGUUUGACAGGAAAGAAAAGCAUAAAAUUCAUCUUAGUGAAGCCAUUUUGUUGUUCAGUUCUCUAUCUUGGCGUGUGUUCCCAUGUUACUUUGAAAAGACCUGCAGUUCCCUGUGGCAUGUUCACCUGAAUGUGAAGUCGUUGUUUUCCUAUCAUAGCCCCAAUCAAAAUGGAGUUUACCGCAGUGAAGGGGGUAACCAACAGAGGCUUAGCUGGCUGAUUAUUUUAUAGCAUCUCUAUAUGAUGCAUUGGCUCUCAAAGCGUAACUGACUGAUUGCCAAAGUGAAAUGGUACUUGGCGCAACGAGUUCUGAGGUUUGAGAGACAGCCACUUAAAAUAAAACGUUGAGAGAUGAAGAUGCUCCUUUUGAAUUCCCCGUCCGUCAUGUUCGCUGUCAAUGUAAAGACCAAAGACAGGAAAUAUCAGAAUUAAGGUAGCAUGACCAGAGACAGCAGCUUAUUGGCACUGGGUUCAAGUCCCAUGUUAUACAGACGGAGACAGUGCCAUGUUUAGGCCUAAGUGCCGUGUUUAGGCCUAAGUGCCAUGGUUGUCUCUUAGGGUUGAAAAGCUUGGGAUAGAAAAUGCUGGCCAAACAUGCAUUUAAACGCCCAUACUAUCCCAACAUUCCUGUCAUACCUCUCAACAACCAUAAUGCCUCUUAUAGGCCUAUACACCACUGUUAUCUCUAAUCUCCGAAGACAAUAAAAAUGGAAUGAAAAAAUAAUCAACCUUUGUAAAUGUCAGCGCGGCAGCCUGUUGGAAAACGAGAACAGACCUAUAUUUCAAAGCGCCUUAUCUGUCUCCAAAAAAGGCCUUUCCACGGGAACCGUUUACCGCAGCGCAUUGAGUCUGUGUCAGUGGGCAACUAUCUCAGGGGGCUUCAUCAAAAUGUUGCGAUAAGGGGAAGACAGACGGUGCAUCGCGCACGCUAUUAUCAGAGGAGUGGGGCAUGGCACCGGAGGGCCGGGAGGUGACAGGUCUUAAAUUAUAACGUGAUAUUAAACCAGGUGGCCCAGCUCUGAGGCCUUUGAAAUAACACUGCGCUCUGUGACAAUGGAAGCUGCCUGGGCAUGUCCCAAUAGGCUUCUUCAACUGGAAUUAAUGGGCUAAAUUCUGCCAGAAAAAAAAGAGAAAAAUCCCAUCAGGCAUGUUCUCAUUGCAUCACUCCCCUUUCCUUCAUUAAAGACUCUCUCGCUUUCACUCUCUCUCGCUGCAUUCUCCCCUCUCCCCCUCACUCCAGAUGAAUGCAGCCAUUCUUUUCGUUUUUCCUUGGGCCAGAGAAUAUAGAAUAUUAUUAUUAUUUUAUUACACAGUGCAUGAUGCUAUAGUUUUGAUAUCCAUGCCGCUUUAAAACGUUAAUGCCCCACUGGUCUGUUAAUGCAGUUUUAGUAAAUGGCAGUUGUUUAGUGCUUUUAUUCAGUGCCCUCCCCUUUUAAGACUAUAAGAUUAGGUCAAUAUGUAGAGCAAAGCGCACAGCUCCACAUUGUUAAGCUGGCUGAAAUGAUUCAGUUUGUCUAAAGUUUUAAAGUACAAUUUCCCUUAAGCCCAGCUGUUGAUAGCGCUGGUUUUAGCCUCUGGUGGCAAUUGUAUACAAAAUGCACAAUGAUGCGUGAAGCGGAAAUGGCUGGUGGGGGCACAACUCAGAGGAUCGCCGGGUCAAAGAGAGAUCAAAUCAAAUGUUAUUUGUCAUAUGCGGCGAAUACAACAGGUGUAGACUUUACUGUGAAAUGCUUACUUACGAGCCCUUUCCUAACAAUGCAGAGUUGAAAAGUAAUUAAAUUAGCAAAAAUGAAGAAAAAAAAUUAAUUAAUAACAAUAACGAGGCUAUAUACAAGGAGUACCGGUACCGAGUCAGUGUGCUGGGGUACGAGGUAGUUGAGGUGAUUGAGGUAAUAUGUACAUGUAGGUAGGGGUAAAAGUGACUAGGCAAUUAGGUUAGAUAAUAAACAGAGUAGCAGCAGUGUGUGUGAAAGUGUGUCUAUGUGUGAGUGUGUUUGUGUGUGUGUGUUGGAGUCAGUGUAGUAUGCGUGAGUGUGUGGGUAGAGUCCAGUGAGUGUGCAUAGAGUCAGUGCAAAAAAAUAUUCUAAAAAAAGGGGUCAGUGCAAAUAGUCCGGGUAGCCAUUUGAUUAACUAUUCAGCAGUGUUAUGGUUUGGGGGUAGAAGCUGUUCAGGAGCCUUUUGGUCCCGCUUGCCGUGCGGUAAAGACCUGCGCUUUUGUGUUGAGAGACUCUGUGUGAACUCAUCAUGCAGCAGUUUUGAUGAUUGUUUUCCCGGAUCUACACUAAUGUACUGAAUACCCGCUGAGUGCUGGUCACUCUUCAAAGUGCCACCAUAUUUGGUCAAUGACCCCGAUAUGGUCUAUGACACUUCAAUAGCCUGCUAAGUCCUAUUUUGCAUGGUGAUUCUAAGCCUGUGGCCAAUGUGUUACUGUGUGUAACUCAAGCUGUCUGCGUUAUUCAGAUUUAUGAAUUGGGUGGUUCGAUCCCUGAAUGCUGAUUGGCUGAUAGACGUGGUAUAUCAGACCGUAUACCGCGGUUAUUAUAUUUUUACUGCUCUAAUUACGUUGGAAAGCAGUUUAUAAUAGUAAUAAGGCACCUUGGGUGUUUGUGGUAUAAGGCCAAUAUACCACGGCUAAGGGCUGUGUCCAGGCACUCCGCAUAAGAACAGCCUUUAGCCGUGGUAUAUUGGCCAUAUACCACACCUCCUCGUGCCUUAUUGCUUAAAUAUUCAUAAUUCUAUGAAGUAAUAAAGACGAUGAGUGCGACAGCGAGACCUGUAGGCUAUGUGGGUAUCCCAUGAGGUGGAGUUUUUCGGCUUUGGCUGGACUUCAUAGCCUUGUGAAUCUUUCAAAAGAUUCAGGCAUUAAUACUUACAGUGUGGACUGAAUAACGUUGGAAGUGCAGGGCUAGGCUAGGUCUUAGCUUCUGAGAACUCUUGGAACCAAAGAGAUGAUAUGAUUUAAGUCGUGGGGGCAUGGGAAGCUUAGCUCAGGACUCUAUUUCUAAUACACCCAGGGCUCUACGUGGUGGAGGAAUUUGAAGCAUUUCGCCAGGGCCGGUGGAAAGAGAAGAGGGGGGAAAAAAAGCACUGAGAAGGUUUAUGUAAGCAUGUGAGGCAGGAGUCCUAAGUAGGCUGAGGAAUGCGAGGGGAAAGGAGAGAGGAAUUACCGAGAGGUAGUUCAAAGCAAAUGUCUGACUUUUUAAAGUGCAGACCGAGGAAGUGCUGGCGUAAGCCGAAAGAGCUGAUCUCUCGGUCUUGAGAAGACACGUUUCUGUUCUCUCAUGGUCUCCGAAGCGGGUAAAUUAUUCCUGUACGGUCUCUUGUUGUGAAGGUCAUCGGAAGACCAUCUCGACUUCUGUAGAUAUCUUUGUCGACAGUAGAAAACCUGUGAAAAGAGAGCUUCUCUCUGGGCUGUGUGAAGUUGACAGCAGCCUAAUUCCUCAUUACAAGUUUUCAAUGCCAGAAAAAUAUGAUAUUGACACAGUUUCUUAACUAGACAGCGCGCUACCAUAUGAAAAUAAGCACUGGGGAUAUACAGGAUUUUGCAAAUCCUAAUCCUCUUUUGACAAGCGAUAAUCUUUUUGGCGCUCUAAUUUGUUUCAAUUGCCAGCUUUUGAUAUCCAUGGCAUGUGCAAUCCCCUCCAUUUGUGGCGACGCCAUUGUAGUUACAAGGCCUUCUCCCCAAUUUAGCCCCCCGCCCACUAAGUACCCCCUUUCAUGACAAGGACCUUGGUCCAAUACAUGCCAGAAAUACUGAGUACACCUCAUCCUCUGAACAAAAUAGUGAACAUCACAGUAUAGUUCUGCAGUUACUACCCCGCACUGUGUGGUACAUUUUAGUUUUGGCUUGGAUCAGCUGGCUUUAUCCAAUCCACUUAAAUUUUUUCUGUCCUCAGUCCUCCAGACCUCCUCUGCCAUUUUCCUCGGCGCCUCGAAGCACAACCAUGUUAUUUCACAAUUGUGUCAAAACAACACUCAGCGGCUAUGUGUUGUGCAGCAGACUUCUUCCAGCCUCCCCGCUGUAACUAGCUAUUGAGUAAAUGUCACGGUGGACCUGUUCCGGAGACUGAUUGAAGCGAACACACUUUGCAGUUCACACACCUACAUGAGAUGACAGAAUUGUAGGAACAGCGUUAGCCGUUAGCUCUUUAUUAUUGUGUAGCCUAGCUGCUGUGCUAGGUGGCUGUGGAAGGUGUAGCCUUAGGGUAUGCAAGGAAGAGGGAAAGAAAGGAGAGAGAGCAAAUCUGGCUGGUAGGUUGCCUAGCCCUUGUCAACUGUUUUUAUUGCCUCAAGGGCACAUUUCGCAACUUCCUCAUUGACUAGCCUAGAAGUAUAGGUGCGGUGGCUAAAUACCUCUGAUUCAUCAUUUAUACACAUUUAUACAAUUAUCCAGCCAACUGUUGAUUUGAUAUGUUUCGAUAGAUGCUUUGUCUUCUGUUAUGUUUAUUUAAAGCCAGUCACGCAUUCAUGUAUGAAUAAAAAGUAGACGUCAACUGAAAUUGUCAUUGUGUUCAGCAAGAGAUUCAUUGAAAUGGGUUUCUCUUUGAAUUGAACUUUAUAUUAUACGCUUCAGAGCCUCAUCAAACUAUAAAAAAUAUACAAGAUUUGGACUUUCUUACUUCUGCCAAUCAACCAUUAUAAUGCUAUCGUACCAGUUGGCCUUACCUACCACAGUUUGUUUACGUUUCCUGUGAGGGGUGAGUUUGGGUCAAGGUCCUCUAUGACUAUGUAGUCUUGUUGUUAGUCACCACUAGAAUGAAUAUAUUACAUUUUAUUUUCGUGUCAAAUUGUUAGUUGGCAACCCAUCCUUUCCGGGAUCAUUUGAAACAUAAACAAACAUUACAAUAAUUAACUGUGAUAAUUCUUCUGGUGUUCUGUGCAUUACAAUAAUUCACUGUGAUAAUUAUUCCGGUGUUCUGUGCAUUACAAUAAUUCAAGGUUAUAAAUCUGUGAUAAUUGCACUAGCAGUGCAGAACUGCAGUAAUAUAAAGUAAUCUUCUCUAUUCUGAUAGCUUUAGGAUUGGCAGCGGGCUGCUAAAAGCCUGACACUCAUGAGCAAAUGAAAUGGUAUGGGUGUGGUGGCUAAAUACCUCUGAUUCAUCAUUUAUACAUCAUUUAGUAAUUAUCCAGCCAACUAUUGAUUUGAUAUGUUUUGAUAGAUGUUUUGUCUUCUGGUAUGUUUAUUUAAAGCCAGUCACACAUUCAUGUUUGAAUAAAAAGUACCGUAUUUUCCGCACUAUAAGGCGCACUUAAAAGCCUUUAAUUUUCUCAAAAAACGACAGUGCGCCUUAUAAUCCGGAGCACCUUAUAUAUGGAUCAAUUGGUUAAUUGGUUGAUCCAUACUGGUUGUACACGGCGCUCAAGGCGCUCUGUCAAAAUGUUUCAGUAUGAAAAACCAAUAAAAACAAUUUAAUAAUAAUGACAUGUUUCAGUACGACUGGUAAACUACAAAGCCGCACCGCUUGCAGCAUUACGGCUACCGUAGUCAGUAAACACCGGUACUGUGCUUACUCACAGUCCCACACCACUUGUGUGUGUAUAAAGACCCCAAAAUGGCACCUUUCAAGAGACACGCUUACGACGCAGAGUUCAAGCUCAAGGCUGUCGGUCACGCAGUAGAAUAUGGGAAUAGAGCAGCAGCGAGAGAAUUCAACAUUCAUUAAUCAAUGGUACGGAAGUGGAGGAAGCAAGAAGAUGACCUGCGCCAAGUAAAGAAGACUAAACAGAGUUUCCGUGGGAACAAAGCGAGAUGGCCACAGUUAGAGGACAAACUCGAACAGUGGGUUGUUGAACAGAGAGCAGCAAGUAGCAGCGUCUCUACAGUCACUAUUCGAAUGAAGGCAACAGCGCUAGCACGGGACAUGAUCAUCAAUGAAUUUCGAGGCGGUCCUUCUUGGUGCUUUCGUUUUAUGAAAAGACGUAAUAUCUCCAUCCGCACACGAACUACCGUCUCGCAGCAACUGCCAAAAGAUUACCAAGAAAAGCUGGUCACUUUCCGCGCAUACUGCAAAAAGAAGAUCACUGAAAAGAAGAUCCGGCCAGAGCACAUCACCAACAUGGACGAGGUUCCACUCACCUUUGAUAUUCCCGUGAACCGCACUGUGGAGAAAACGGGGACCAGUACGGUGUCUGUACGCACCACAGGGAAUGAGAAGCCAUCCUUCACUGUAGUUCUCGCCUGCCAGGCUAAUGGCCAGAAACUUCCACCCAUGGUUAUUUUCAAGAGGAAGACCUUGCCAAAAGAAAACUUUCAAGCGGGCGUCGUCAUCAAAGCUAGCCCGAAGGGAUGAAUGGAUGAGGAAAAGAUGAGUGAGUGGUUGAGAGAAAUUUACGUCAAGAGACCGGGUGGCUUUUUCCACACAGCUCCGUCCCUAUUGAUCUACGACUCAAUGCGCGCCCAUAUCACCGAUGCUGUCAAAAAACAAGUGAAGCAAACUAAUUCGGAGCUUGCCGUCAUUCCGGGUGGAUUAACUAAAGAACUCCAGCCGCUAGAUAUUGGUGUCAACAGGGCGUUCAAAGCUAGACUGCGAGCUGCGUGGGAGCAGUGGAUGACAGAAGGCGAACACACGUUCACCAAGACGGGUAGACAGCGCCGGGCGACUUACGCCACUAUCUGCCUUUCACGAAGGCAGGAAUAAUCUCUGAACUGCCAGGCAACAGCAGCGACACUGACUCGGAUAAUGACGAGAGGGAGCCGGGCAGGUUGGAUGCCGUAGUCGCCCAACUGUUCAAUUCGGACACUGAAGAAGAAGAGUUCGAGGGAUUCGUGGACGGGGAAUGAACUGAAAAAGUGAGCUUUACGUGUUAUACGUAACUGAACAAUGUUGAGUUAUGCACUAACGUUUGAUUUAGUGGUAUCAGACUGUUUCUUUUACUACGUGUUUACUGAAUCAGGGAAAAGUUCCCCUCCACGUUUGGGAGAAGAGUGAGCAAGGCUGGGAGAUAUUGUUAAUAUGCACAUUAACGUUUGAACAACGUUACCAUGGGAGUGAACGGAGUUGUCAGAACGCUUAAUAAAGUUUGACUUUAUCUGACUAUUUAGUUGACAUUCCCUUUAGCACAGCUCCAUCUAGUGGAUGCAUAACGCAACCCCAGUCAAACGUUUGACUGCAGUAUCUUCUAUUCUAUGCGCCUUAUAAUCCAGUGCGCCCUAUAUAUGAAAACAGUUCAAAAAUAGGCCAUUCAUUGAAGGUGCGCCUUAUAAUCCGGUGCGCCUUAUAGUGCGGAAAAUACGGUAGAUGUCAACUGAAAUUGUAAUUGUGUUCAGCUAGAACUUCAUUGAAAUGGUUUCUCUUUGAAUUGAACUAUUCUAGGCGUCAGAGCCUCAUCAAGAUUUGGAAUUUCUUCCUUCCUCCAGUCGACCUUUACAAUGCUAUCGUACCAAUUGGCCUUAUCUACCACAGUUUGUUUAAGUUUCCUGUGAGGGGUGAGUUUGGGUCAAGGUCUUCUAUGACUAUGUAGUCUUGUUGUUAGUCACCUCUAGCAGUGCAGAACUGCACUAAUAUAAAGUCAUAUUCUCCAUGGCGAUGGCUUUAGGGUUGGCAGAGGGCUGCUAAAAGCCUGACACUCCUGAGCGAGUGGAAUGGUUCUGCUAUGCCAGUGUCUCCCAGUCAAAAGGAUGAGCAGUCAAGCAUGGGCAUCGCCUUGGCACGGGCACAAUAAAUGUCUCAUCCCUCUCACUCUACCUCUUUUACCUUGUCUCUCACACACACUUAGUCUGAUUAGCACACAUUCUCACCCUUCCACACAGACCCAGAAAUGUACAACACACACACACUCUCUCCCCUCUACCUCAGUCUCUCUCUCCAUUUUUCUUUCACCCACUCAACCGUUCUCUCCAUCUCAUCCUCACUCCUUAUUUUUCCAAUCUCCACCCUCUCUCGCUGCCUCUCACACACUCACUCAUACUCUUUCCCGAUGCUCUCGCAGGACGAGAGCAUCAGAUUAGCACUCACAUUUCUUAUUCAUGCUUCACAUUUGCAAAUCCCUGCACAUCUGUUCCUCCCAGAAGCUAUCUCGAUGAGUGCAGUUAGCAGUCGACAGUGCUUCCGUGAGAAAAACUCACACUUGCACAUUUUGACUGCAUUUCUUUGGGGCAAUAUAUAUAUUUUUAUAAUCCGUUUACUUCAUUAUAUCAUCACUUUUUUUUACGAUUUCCGCCUCAUGAUGGCCCUUUGGGUGCAUUUCACAUUCAGUGCCAGCCAUAUGACAUCGACCAUAUUACACCCUGCAUGUCUUCAGAAAGUAUUCAUACCCCUUGACUUAAUCCACAUUUUGUUGUGUUACAGCCUGAAUUCAAAAUGGAUUAAAUAUAUAAUUUACACACAGUACCCCAUAAUGACAAAGUGAAAACGUGUUUUUAGAAAUGUUAGCAAAUUUAUUGAAAAUGAAGUACAGAAAUAUCUCAUUUGAGUCAUCUGAGUCAAUACUUUGUAGAAGCACCUUUGGCAGCGAUUACAGCUGUGAGUUUUUCUGGGUAAGUCUCUUAAGAGCUGUCCACACCUGGAUUGUGCAACAUUUGCCCAUUAUUCUUUAAAAAAUUCUUCAAGCUCUGUGAAAUUGGUUGUUGAUCAUUGCAAGACAACCAUUUUCAGGUCUUGCCAUAAAUGUUCAAGUAGAUUUAAGUAAAAACUGUAACUCGACCACUCAGGAACAUUCACUGUCUUCUUGGUAAGCAACACCAGUGUAGAUUUUUCCUUGUGUUUUAGGUUAUUGUUCUGCUAAAAGAUGAAUUCAUCUCCCAGUGUCUGGUGAAAAGCAGACCGAACCAGGUUUUCCUCUAGGAUUUUGUCUGUGCUUAGCUCUAUUCCGUAAAUGUUUUAUCCUGGAAAAACUCCUGGGAAAACAAACUCCUGGAAAAACUCCCCAGUUCUUAAUGAUUACAAGCAUAUCCAACCCAUUAGGGUUGGGCGGUAUCCAGAUUUUCAUAUCCUCAUACCGUCCUUCUCUCACACUAGGAUUUACGGUAUUACUGGCUUAGUACACAAGGGGGCGCAGAAAAAAACACAAAAAAGCCCAUUGGGCGUCUUUUACUAGAAUGCUAACAAAGUUAGCACAAGUUAUCCAGCUAAUGAAGUUAUACAUACACUACCUGUCAAAAGUUUUAGAACACCUACUCAUUCAAGGAUUUUUCUUAAUUUUUACUAUUUUCUACAUUGUAGACAGUGGCGGCUCCUGAAAAAAUUCUCAGGGGGGGCAAUUUUUCUGAUGAUUUAGGUGACCUACACACAUUUAAAAAAAGAUAUGUCCAGCAACAACAUGAAGACAGGGGCAGCAUAUAAGUCAAUACCAGAAGCAUUUAUUGACUGAUCUGGGGAGAUGGAUUCCAGUUUCUGUGACAGAUUAUAAAUAAUCUCUGAUGCCUUUGUUAUAUUAGCUUUUGGUUGAAUGUACACAACGGUAACAAACAAUUGGGGGAACUCACGGGGCAGAUAGUAAGGUCGCAGUGACACAGAAAGCAGUUCAAUGUCGGGGGUACAGAGUCGCUCUCUUACCAGGAUCGAUUUUCCCUGUGACUGUCAGAUCGCGGUCCGCUCUGACCAGGGUGAAGCCGGCCGGCUCCACUUCUCUGUCCGGGACUCUGUCAUCCAGCCAAGUCUCAGUAAAUGCCAGCAAACAGGCCUCCCGAUAUUCGUGUUGGAAGCGCAGAUUCGCUGACAACUCAUCCGCUUUCCCCCUCAGUGACUGGGCAUUAAUCAGCAAGGUGGUGGGUAAGGGAAGUUUGUUCUGCUGUAUUGGAUUCCGCUGCCAGCAGCGUUUUCAUUAUUUAGUCCGUUCGUAGCGGGUAUGUACACGAUCAACAAGAUCAGUCCAAAACCCACCACUGGAAAUCCAUGGUUGGCAGAAUGUUUGUAAACUAAGUGUACAAAUUAAAAACAUAAAAUAACGCCACUAAGUGUACAAAUUAAAAACAUAAGAUAACGCCACACUGCAGGUCGCAACAGAGACGCUGCUACCCGCUAUUUUCUUAGUUACGUUCAUGGUUACGUUACGUAUGACGAAAGCGCGUAAGUGCAAGCCCUCAGAAACCCAUAGAGAUUGUAUUGAAAGCUCUGAAAUUUGAAAAAAAUAGAUUUUACAUGGGAGUCUAUGACAGACUUCUGGGCGAUUUUCAACCUGACUGAAAUCGCCCCAAAAGGGGGGGGGGGGGCAUUUGAAGCACGACUUUAGCCUGAUUGGACAUUUAGUGGCAGUCAGAUCAGAUUAGAACACUGAUAACUACUGUUGCCGUGAUAUAAUUGAUUAGAAAAAAAAUCCCUUCCUUUUCCCGUUUGGCAGUGCGUCGCCCAUAUCGCCCUAUUGAACACACCGCCCCUGAUUGUAGAAUUAUAGUGAAGACAUCAAAACUAUGAAAUAACACAUGGAAUAGUAACCAAAAAAGUGUUAAACAAAUCAAAAUAUAUAUAUACUUUACAUAUCCACCCUUUGCCUUGAUGACAGCUUUGCACACUCUUGGCAUUCUCUCAACCAGCUUCAUGAGGUAGUCACCUGGAAUGCAUUUCAAUUAACAGGUGUGCCUUUUUAUAAGUUAAUUUGUGCAAUGUCUUUCCUUAAUGCGUUUGAGCAAAUCAGUUGUGUUGUGACAAGGUAGGGGGGUAUACAGAAGAUAGCCAUUUUUGGUAAAAGACCAAGUCCAUAUUAUGGCAAGAACAGCUCAAAUAAGCCAAGACAAACGACAGUCCAUCAUUACUUUAAGACAUGAAGGUAAUUCAAUCUGGAAAAUCUCAAGAACUUUGAAAAUUUUUCAAGUGCAGUCGCAAAAACCAUCAAGCGCUAUGAUGAAACUGGCUCUCAUGAGGACCGCCACAGGAAUGGAAGACCCAGAGUUACCUCUGCUGCAGAGGAUACGUUCAUUAGAGUUACCAGCCUCAGGAAUUGCAGCCCAAAUAAAUGCUUCACAGAGUUCAAGUAACAGACACAUCUCAACAUCAACUGUUCAGAGGAGACUGUGUAAAUCAGGCCUUCAUUCUCGAAUUGCUGCAAAGAAACCACUACUAAAGGACACCAAUAAGAAGAAGAGACUUGCUUGGGCGAAGAAACACGAGCAAUGGACAUUAGACCGGUGGGAAUUUGUCCUUUGGUCUGGAGUCCAAAUUUGAGAUUUUUGGUUCCAACCGCUGUGUCUUUGUGAGACGCGGUGUGGGUGAACGGAUGAUCUCUGCAUGUGUAUUUCCCACCGUAAAGCAUGGAGGAGGAGGUGUUAUGGUGUGGGGGUGCUUUGCUGGUGACACUGUCUGUGAUUUUUUUUUCUGCAGCGAUAUGCCAUCCCAUCUGGUUUGGGCUUAGUGGGACUAUCAUUUGUUUUUCAACAGGACAAUGACCCAAUACACCUCCAGGCUGUGUAAGGGCUAUUUUACCAAGAAGGAGAGUGAUGAAGUACUGCAUCAGAUGACCUGGCCUCCACAAUCCCCCGACCUCAACCAAAUUGAGAUGGUUUGGGAUGAGUCGGACCACAGAGUGAAGGAAAAGCAGCCAGCACGUGCUCAGCAUAUGUGGGAACUCGUGCUCAGCAUAUGUGGGAAGCAUUCCAGGUGAAGCUGGUUGAGAGAAUGCCAAGAGUGUGCUAAGCUGUCAUCAAGGCAAAGGGUGGCUAUUUAAAAAAUCUCAAAUAUAAAUUAUAUUUUUAUUUGUUUAACACUUCUUUGGUUACUACAUGAUUCAUUUUUACAUUUUACAUUUUAGUCAUUUAGCAGACGCUCUUAUCCAGAGCGACUUACAUAUUUUUUUAUACUGGCCCCCUGUGGGAAUCGAACCCACAACCCUGGCGUUGCAAACGCCAUGCUCUAUCAACUGAGCUACAUCCCUGCCGGCCAUUCCCUCCCCUACCCUGGACGACGCUGGGCCAAUUGUGCGCCGCCCAUGAGUCUCCCGGUCGCGGCCGGCUGCGACAGAGCCUGGAUUCGAACCAGGAUCUCUAGUGACACAGUUAGCACUGCGAUGCAGUGCCUUAGACCACUGCGCCACUCAGGAGACAUCAUUCCAUAUGUGUUAUUUCAUACUUUUGAUGUCUUCACUAUUAUUCUACAAUGUAGAAAAUAAAAAAAAAUAAGAAAAACCCUUGAAUGAGUAGGUGUUCUAAAACUUUUGACCGGUAGUGUAUGAGCUACCUAAUGUCCAUGUUUAGUGAGUUUGGACAUUUACAAGCGAACGUGAACGAGACAUUAUGCAAAUGAACAAAGUUUUGAUGCAUGCUUGUCUGAUGGAAGAACAGUACUGUGUACACACUGUGUCUGUGUGGAGCCUGGGAGUCGCUAGGGCAACGGGCCUGCCGGCUCUGCUCGGAGAAGAUAGGGGAGGAACAGAUGAUGAUGAUGAUUCAGAGAGGAGAAGCAACACAUAAAACAAGGAAAUCAAGCUGCUGUACUGAUAACUCAUUCAAAGAGCUUUGACUUCUCAAACACGACAGAAAGCUAACAGAAUAUGAUACGCAUGACCUUAUUAAUUCAGCCACUUACAUAGAUAACUAGCAAGCUAAACUUAAGAGUCGCCCUAUCUCAGAAUUCUUUAUUUUUCACACAGGAAAAAAUAUAUAAAACGCAUAAGAAAUAUCUUGCUACGUUUUGUAAACGCCGAUCUAAAAUGCUUCUUAUUGUAAUUUCUGCUCUACGUCGAACAAAUUUUGUGCUUCAGUUGCACUUUUCCACUUGGAUGAGAUUUCACAAAUGGCAUUCUAUCAAACGACAGCGCUCUGACUGAUGUGUAACUACUUUCUCUCCUGUACUUUUCUCGGUGUAGGCAGCCUACUUUCUCUGGUAAAAUGCAAGAUUAACUUUAAGCGAAACAUUAGGAAAUGUAGCUUGUUACAUUUUUUCUAGGAUAAACAUUAGAAAUAUGAUGUCCAUUUAUAAUUUUUUGCAAAAAAAGACCUUGCUUUUUCUCUGCUCAUUUACUUGUGUGUCUGCUAGCCAAAUAGCAUUGCACUUCUGUCGUCGUCUGAUGAAAAUGAAGCUAUUUUCUGCCGAAUGUGUUGCGCUAAUGUAUUUUAUGUGAAGGAAAACUAUAGUUGUACAUCCCUGAUCACUCGUUUGAAGCAAAAAAACACUGUUGACUCUCAAUAUAAAACACGACCCCUGUCAAUACACAGCUGGACUCACCUGCUCCCGCUUUCUCCCGUUGUGCUAUUUACAAACAAACACGUGACUGGUUCAACUGUUCUGGGGAACUACGGUAAGCUUCGUAAUGUAAAAUAAUGUGACAGGUGAAAUGAAGAACGCAAUCUGCUUUAUCUCCUAACGUAUUGCACAAGGUGACUGCAGGUAUUUACUUAAAAAGUAGCUACAAAUAUUAAAAUGUAUUGAAAAACCAUCCCGUGGCUAUUUCCAAAUACCCCGGUAUCAUAAGGUAUGACAUCCAAGCCUAAUACCCACAACAUGAAGCAGCCAGCAUUAUGCUUGAAAAUAUGGAGAGUGCAGUAUUUUUGCAGUAUUACUUCAUGCCUUCUUGCAUUCAGGAUGCAUGUUUUGGAAUAUUUUUUGUUCUGUACAGGCCUCCUUCUUUUCCCCUUGUCAAUCAGUUUAGGAUUGUGGAGUAACUAAAUCGUUUGCAUUUUGGUCAUAUAGCAGAUGCUCUUAUCCAGAGCGACUUACAGCAGUGAUUCCAUAAAUGUUUCUACUACGAUGUUGUAACCACAAUGUUGUUGAUCCAUCCUCAGUUUUCUCCUAUCACAGCCAUUCAACUCUGUAACUGUUUUAAAGUCACUAUUGGCCUCAUGGUGAAAACCCUGAGCGGUUUCCUUCCUCUCCGGCAACUGAGUUAGGAAAGACGCAUGUAUCUUUGUAGUGACUGGGUGUAUUGAUACAUCAUCCAAAGUGUCAUUAAUAACUUCAUCAUGCUCAAAGGGGUAUUCAGCGUCUGUGUUUUUUAUUUUGACCUAUUUACCAAUAGGUGCACUUCUUUGCAAGGAAUUGGAAAACCUCCCUUGUCUUUGUAGUUAAAUCUGUGUUUGAAAUUCACUGCUCGACUGAGGGACCUUACAGAUAAUUAUAUGUGUGGGGUACAGAAAUGAGGUAGUCAUUCAAAAAUCAUGGUAAACACUAUUAUUGCACACAGAGUGAGUCCAUGCAACGUAUUAUGUGACUUGCACAUUUUUACUUCUGAACUUAUUUAGGCUGCCAUAACAAAGGGGUUAAAUACUUAAUGACUCCCGACAUUUCAGCUUUCAUUUUUUAUUAAUUUGUAGAAAUGUCAAAAUACCUAAUUCCACUUUAACAUUAUGGGGGCCAGUGACAAAAAAAUCUCAGUUUAAUCCAUUUAAAAUUCAGGCUGUAACGCAACAAAAUGUGGAAAAAGUAAAGUGGUGUGAAUAUUUUCUGAAGGCACUGGGUCAGGUUAUAUAUCCUCACAUGGCUUUAGGAAGUAUUGUGGAGUGUUACAGUGCUAUCUGUUUCCCCCUUUGCCGCACUGCCUCCCUGCCUUAUUACACGCCUCAAGCUAACCGCUCACCUUGGCUAGCAGUAAUGAUGAGUAUUGACAAAAAGCACCUCAGACUCAGACAUAAGAUACAGUAACUGAGGUAAAUAAAAACUCGGAACUGUCAGUGACAGGUAUUUUGGAUUUUCUUUUUUUCUCGCUCUCAUUUUUCAGAAUCUUUCUAUUCCCCCCUGAGGUGAAAGGUAAGCCUGUCUCUCGGUUACAGUCCGGCAGUGCAAGUCAUUGAGUUACAGGGAGCAACAAAGGCUUUUGAAAGGCAGGCAGUAGGAAAAGUAGGAGAGGUGCCAUGGAGCAGUAUCUUAUCGUUCUUUGGUAUAUGGCACAUUAGGAAAGUGUUAUAGACUCUCCUCCGCCAUAUCUAGUGCACAGCAGUAUGCGAUUACCGCUUGCCUAUACACGGGAACCAGGCCCACGCCCUGGCUUUAUUAGAAUGUAUUAUCGUCUGAGGUGGGCCGGGCCGAUGAGCUCACUUUUAUUGCUUUCGAUAACAGGUCAUUGUGACCUUUUUAAAUGUUUACUUAAAUCACAUGGAAAGAUAUUUUCUAGAGAUUGUGUUCUUAACAACUGAGUAAUUUCCUAUCGCUCUACCCCUGACAUGACAUAACACAAGUCUGCAUAAUGAUCAGAUAUAUUUUUAAAGCCCCAAAUAAAAUGUGCAUGAGAAACCACAUCAUAAAUGUUGGGUAAUCCUCGAGGGAAACAACUGUGCACCCAUCCAGAGAAGGAUGGCUGACUAGCCUACUUUCUAGUUUGCCUUUUUGUUGGUUCCACCACUGAUCUCAUUUCAGUCAUCGGGGGUAUUGUUGUGAAAUAAUGGUCCUAACAGGUCUUUGAAAGCUCCUCUGUUUGCUCAGCUGAAAGCUAUAGGCCCCGCAUGGCAUAUGGCCUGCUGUAAAACGCCAGGCCUGUCAUGUAGAAACAGACAGCAGGAGCUGACGUCAAUACCAACCUUAUACCCUACCAUAUUCCCCCCACUGUGUGAUCCCCAUAGCAGAAUGCUAAAUUCUCUUUGAACUACUUUUUGAGUGCUGGCUUUAUUGUUUGGACGAAGACCAUUUCUAUCUAAACAGCUGGGAGUGAAAUGGUUUUCCAUUGAAUAAAAGAGCCCUAAGAAUUAAUUAUUCUCUCUUUCUCCCAGGGGUCAUCAGAACCCAGGAACUCCUGGACCACGAGACCACCCCGCACUACUGGCUGACUGUGUACGCCACGGACGGCGGCGUGGUACCGCUCUCGGCCUUCGUGGAGGUCUACGUGGAGGUCCAGGACGUCAACGACAACGUGCCGCAGACCUCGGAGCCCGUCUAUUACCCGUCGGUGGCGGAGAACUCGCUGAAGGACGUGUCCAUCAUCCAGAUCGAGGCGGUGGACCCGGACGCCCGGGCCAGCGACAAGCUCUCUUACAAGAUCACCAGUGGCAACCCCCAGGGAUUUUUCGCCAUCAACUCCAAGAUGGGUAAGACGAUGGCAAAGGCCGCCACUUGA
Messenger RNA from Coregonus sp. 'balchen', 24236 nucleotides. NCBI's taxonomy places the organism in Eukaryota, Metazoa, Chordata, Actinopteri, Salmoniformes, Salmonidae. The record is from the annotation of a GenBank genome assembly.